AUGUCUCCGCCUAUCAUAUCAGCAUCCAUCAACACACCCACACAAUCACGGCAGCAUCAGCAGGACCGCUUCAGCCCCGGUGCUUCGCGGCCAAACACCAUGUCGCGCGCCCUGGAUCUCGAGACCACCAUCGAGGAGUGGGUCAAUGUCCUCACAUCUCCUCUCUCCACCCCCUCAGAGCGCAUCAGCAUCCUCAACGACAUCGAAAAGACGCUCGUCACAGUCACUGAUCCAAGCAGGAGCGCAACGGCAUGUUUCUUGCCACCGGUCGAUCAGUCGACGGCCAUGUUUUGGGCAUUGCAAGCGACUGCCGGGUACAGUCUGGCAGAAGUGCUGCUGGCAUACGUCUACAGGCUGCAUCUCGAUCUCGAGCGGGAGAACGAGCUCUGCACUGCGUCGCAGGCCUCGUCGACGCCGACGGGAAGCUCGCACACCGUCUCUGACGUCCAACGUCAGCGUGUCCACCUCACCGUUACGGAACUCUGCAUGUCCAUCACCAUCCUUCAAGGUCUCACGCUCUGCAGCAAGAUCAGCAAAGGCAUCACCCAACGCAAGUCGUCCCUCGAGCUUCUUCUGGCCAUCACGCUUUCCGACUACUGCACGCAGCUCCUCCCGCCCAUCCUCUCCCCCUCUUCACCCACCUCGUCCAGCUUCACUGCUCUUCCAGACUCGCCGCCGACCCCGACCGCCCCUUCUUCCUCCAAAGACCACCCGAGCGAGUCACCACUCAGCCUACCAUCCGGAUUCGCACUCGACCUGCUCAUGUGCAUCCUCGUCGACAGCCCGCUUGCCCAAGACCGUUUCGCAGACAUGGGCGGCAUUCAUCAGAUCGUUCAACUCUCCCACAAGCCGUAG
Molecule: messenger RNA, 855 nt
Organism: Kalmanozyma brasiliensis GHG001
Lineage: Eukaryota; Fungi; Basidiomycota; Ustilaginomycetes; Ustilaginales
Exons: 2
Coding region: 1-855 (284 amino acids)
Source: RefSeq, a predicted model, not a curated record